AUGGCGGACGGCGACCGGACGCCCACAGGCGCGCAGAGCAGCGAGCCGCCCACCACGACGGCAGAGUUGGCGCGCAGGCGCAUCCCCAGCACCGCGCCAGCCACCAGCUACGGUACUGUUUCCCACCGAGUAUCCGCGCAGUGCCAGGCGCGCGCAUGGCCCGCCACAGGCUCCAUCACGUCCUCGAUCGACCGACGCCUGCAGAGCAUGACGCCACCGGAGCAGCCCGCCUCGAAGCCCAAGAAGCCCCCGAUGAGCCGCCGCGCGACGUCAUCCAAGUUCCCUCGCAAGGGCCAAGAGUUCAGUGUCGACGACGAGGCCGACGAGGUGCAGGCCGAGACCGAGCAGCAGCUCAAGGAAGCCAAAGAGCAGAAGCGCCAAGGCCAGACGUUGCGCCGCAAGCCCUCGAAUCUUCGCCGCCCCGCUGGCGCAGCCCGCGGCACCACCCUCACGACCAUUGAGUCCACAGAGGACGAUGCGGCCGACGACGAGGCUGCGGGCGCACCGGCCGAGCCAGAAGCACAGCCCGCCAGCGAGGAGGAGGAGACCAUACGUGCUGACGACGAUGACGACAGCGCUAACGGCAACGACGAGGAUGACGAGGCCGACUUGAGCGAUGCUGAGAGCUUCACCCUCAAAGACCGCCAGGACGCCAUCAACGUGACGCAUCCUUUUGGUAUCAGGAUCUGGAAGCCCGCCUUGUACAAGAAGGGGCGUUCGGUCCAGCGCAACGCCGAGGCAGACAUCCACUCGAACCCCGGUCUGUUCGUCAGCAGAUGGUUGCUCCUGUUCAACCUCGCCUGGACCCUGUUCUUCGGCUGGUGGCUGGCCCUCGUCGCAGCUGCUGGUGCGCUGUUGUGUGCCGUCCUCGCCUUUGACGAGAGCUGCAAAGAGUACUCGACGCUGCUCUACCAUCUUUCCGUGUACCUCUUUUACCCCUUCGGAAGAUAUGUCAAGCUCCUGCAAGACGAUCAGUACGCGGACGAGGAUGAGGGUGAGGGCCGCAGCAUCAGCGAGUACGAACAGUGGCAGAGCGGAGAUAUCGAGGAAGGGCGACUCUUCUUCGGUCCCAACGCCGGCCUCUCCUCUCUUGUCGGUCGCCGUCGCAACAGUAUCGAUUCGACUGGUGGGGAGACCACGAGUCUGCUUGGCCGUGAUGGCCGGGCCAACAUCGUGCACCCGGACGCAGUGAGGACAAAGAACCGCUUCUUCGGACGUGGAAAGUGGAACCUUGGUCGUGUGGUCUUCUACGUCUACUUCUACGGCAUCGUCACCCCGGCUUUCUUCCUGGUCUCGGCAGUCUGCUGGUUUUUGGUCUUCUCCAUUCCCAUGGGCAAAGUCAUGCUACUUCUCUUCGAUCACCUUCGUCGCCAUCCGCUGGCUCUGUCUUUCCACUCGGAUAGCGGCAAUGUUCGUCGCCCCGGCGAGUCAUCUUCCAUCCUCUUGUGCACCUACCGCGCUGUCGGCAUCAAGUACUGGAAGUACACCAUUGAUGGCACAAACAUUUUCCUCAUCAACCUGCUCGGACUCGUUGCUUUCACCAUCUUCGAUUACUUCAUCUUGUCUGAGACGUUGGGAUACAAGAUCUGGAUAACGGAUACUCUGCUCGUCUUCGUACUGGCGCUUUUGUCCAUCAUCCCCCUGGCAUACUUCAUCGGGCAGGCUGUUGCUUCCAUCUCCGCUCAAUCGUCCAUGGGCGUAGGCGCGACUAUCAACGCCUUCUUCUCCACGGUUGUAGAGGUCUUCUUGUAUUGCGUGGCACUCAAACAGGGCAAAGCACAGCUCGUGGAAGGAAGUAUCAUUGGCAGCAUCUUUGCUGGUAUCUUAUUCUUACCAGGACUGUCAAUGUGUUUCGGUGCGCUCAAGCGGAAGACACAGCGCUUCAACGUCAAGUCAGCAGGUGUCACCUCGACAAUGCUGCUCUUCGCCGUGAUCGGUGCCUUUGGUCCAACACUGUUCUAUCAGAUUUAUGGCAGCCACGAACUUAACUGUCGCCAGUGCGUGCACGUUCAUCCGCACAUGGGCCACAUCGAGUCAAGCGCCGAAAGAGACUGUCGUAGGUGCUACUAUUCGCAAACGCCAGCACUUCACGAUCGCUUCUACAAUGAAGCAGUCAAGCCCUAUACCUGGAUAUCUGCGGCAUUACUAUUCUUGUCUUACGUCGUUGGACUGCUUUUCACUUUACGCACACACGCCGCAACCAUCUGGAGCAAUGAGCCGGACGAGAAAGAGAAGAAGCCUAUGGACACGGUAGCGAACAGUCUGAGCAAUAGCGGCCACCUGGAAUUUCCUCACUCGACCAUGUCCCGGACAGCAACCGGCCAAUCGGUAUCUCGUGCCCACAUUCGCGAAACCCAGCUCUAUAAGCGUAUCGUAGGCCAGACGCAACACGAAUUUGGCCUGGGUCCAGAAGGCCAGCCUCUCGUCGGUAGCCCGCCCAACAACAGGGUAGACGGGAACAUACCUCACCUUGUCCCACCCAAGGACAGCAAUGAGCACGAACACUUCCACGUCGAGGGACUUUCAGACGAGGCAAGUGAUGCGCUCGUCCGCCACAUCACCGAGAUCGCUGCGACAACUACUGCCCUGGCCACGCGUGAUGUGACCAGGGCGCCACACAAGGCUGCAAGGAUGGUCAGCACACCGAGCAAGAGUGACCGGCAGCAUCACCCUCGCACUGCAACCGCUGCUGCCGAAGGCGCGACGGAGGAGCAUGAUGUCGGGGCCGGACAACCCGCAGGUGGGCACGAUGCACCAAACUGGAGCCGAGGAAAGAGUGCAGCCAUUCUUUUGACUGCCACUGUUGCGUACGCCAUCAUUGCUGAGAUCCUCGUCGACACUGUGGAUUCAGUCCUGGAGGGUUCUGACAUUGAUGAAAAGUUCCUGGGCAUUACCCUUUUCGCUCUGGUACCCAACACAACCGAAUUUCUAAACGCCAUCUCCUUUGCCAUGAACGGCAACAUUGCAUUAUCUAUGGAAAUCGGCUCAGCCUACGCCCUGCAGGUCUGUCUUCUUCAGAUCCCUGCGCUUGUUUUUUACAGCGCGCUGCAUGCUACGAACAUCGACGCUGGACAACUUGCCAAGGAGACUUUUACACUCAUCUUCCCGCAGUGGGACAUGGCCACGGUCAUUCUUUGCGUCUUCCUUCUCUCGUACAUGUACGGUGAAGGUAAGAGCAACUACUUCAAGGGAUCCAUCUUAAUCCUCAGCUACUUCGUUGUUAUUGUCGGCUUCUACUUCUCUGGCUUCACAGACCUCGAUCGCCUCGGGAUCAACCCGGAUGACCGUUUGGCCCUUGGAGGGCUGGUCAGACAGGAGGUUCAGUCAAUGACCUUCAAAACUAUGGGCAGGGGAAGGAGCGGUAUAGCUUAUUGA
Didymella exigua CBS 183.55 is the source of this 3375-nucleotide messenger RNA. RefSeq lists its product as uncharacterized. The transcript has 4 exons. The record is from RefSeq and is a predicted model, not a curated record. Gene Ontology annotation, molecular function: calcium:proton antiporter activity. Bases 1 to 3375 code for a protein of 1124 amino acids. Gene Ontology annotation, cellular component: membrane; endomembrane system. Gene Ontology annotation, biological process: intracellular calcium ion homeostasis; calcium ion transmembrane transport. NCBI's taxonomy places the organism in Eukaryota, Fungi, Ascomycota, Dothideomycetes, Pleosporales, Didymellaceae.